AUCUCUAAAGAUAAGUUACAUUAUCAAUGAAAGAAUACAUUUUCAGUUUAUUCCGUUGAGAAAUGUCAUCGAGUAUGGUGCUCUCACUGAUCUUUCUGCUGUUUCUACAGCAAUGUACCUGUUUUACAACUGCAGAAAAUACAAAUUUAGAAGUGAACAACGAUCAGAUUGAAUCUACCGAAGCAGCUUUCCUGAAAAUGAAUCAAUUUAUGGAAUCGGUGAACAAGUUUCAACAAGAUUGGGUUUACGUACAAUCAACAAUAGACGAGGUUAUAAUGAAUAUUAAAAGGAUCAAUAAACAACAUGUGACCUUGAAAACUCCUGAAAACGAGGUGGACCACGAUAGCAUGGUUCAUAGUGAUUAUUAUGACUAUGAUGCACGUCGGUCAAAAAUUGUACAUCAGAAACCAGCUGGUGACAUCCUGGCAUCUCCUGUAGAAAACUAUUUCGGCAAUAUCAUGAAUGAAAUAAAAAUGUUUGAGAAAGAAAUAAAUUUCCUAAGACCCCUGUUGGAAUUACAACUGAAUUCCUGCAAAGACUGUAAAAAAGUGAUUCAAUGGGCCAAUAUAGCUAUUCUCUCGGCUGAGGAAUAUUUGUCUCAAUUGAUCGACAAGCAAAAAACCGGCUAUCAGCUUAUUAAGAAAGUGCACAAAAAAUGCAGUAAGUACUACUCGCAAAGAGUAGAAAUAGAAGAACAAAAGUUAAAGAAUGGCUUGUGUUCUAACACCGAUGACCUCUCUAAGUUCUUAUGCGAAAACUAUGAUCUAGAAGAUAAAUGAAAAAAAUCAGACGAAAAUGCGUAUUACAUGAUAAGAAGAUUUACAUCACUAUUUUUAAAGAACUAAAUUUCCUAUUAUAACCAUAAAUUAGCGUAAAUAAAAUGUAUGCAUUAUCUAA
Molecule: messenger RNA, 897 nt
Organism: Cimex lectularius (bed bug)
Lineage: Eukaryota; Metazoa; Arthropoda; Insecta; Hemiptera; Cimicidae
Exons: 2
Coding region: 63-779 (238 amino acids)
Source: RefSeq, a predicted model, not a curated record